ACAUGCCAGGAUGCAGUGGCGGGAACGCCUGGCCAUCCUCUUCUUCCCACAAGGCCUGAUACCCACCUUGGCGGCCAUGUUGCUCUUCCUCAUCCACCUUGGGAUCUUUGCCAAUGACUUGCACAACUUCUACGUCUCCUACCGCUAUGACCUCAUGAGCUUCAAAUACACGACCUUCCUCGUAUUUUCCCAGGUCAUCGGCAUCUCCUGGGCUGCUGUGGGGACACUCCAAGCCGAGAUGGCAGAUGACAAGGGUCUUCGCAUCUUUGGCCUCACGAUCCUGGGGCUCAAUGGACUCCUGUUCUUCAGCCGCCUGGCCCUGGACUUCCUGGCCCUCAAGUACCGAAGGGAGUACCACUGAGGCCUGGAGGCCCGGGCCGGCAGGGAAGGAAGAGGCAGCUCGGGUGUCGUA
This is a messenger RNA of Echinops telfairi (small Madagascar hedgehog), 412 nucleotides long. RefSeq names its product transmembrane protein 262 (gene CATSPERH). The coding region runs from base 11 to 361 and encodes 116 amino acids. The transcript is spliced from 3 exons. The record is from RefSeq and is a predicted model, not a curated record. NCBI's taxonomy places the organism in Eukaryota, Metazoa, Chordata, Mammalia, Afrosoricida, Tenrecidae.